Messenger RNA from Necator americanus (New World hookworm), 213 nucleotides. RefSeq lists its product as uncharacterized. The transcript has a single exon. NCBI's taxonomy places the organism in Eukaryota, Metazoa, Nematoda, Chromadorea, Rhabditida, Ancylostomatidae. The record is from RefSeq and is a predicted model, not a curated record. Bases 1 to 213 code for a protein of 70 amino acids.
AUGCAUGUGGGAGCCACUGACCGAGUUUUUUCACCAUUCCGAGAUAUCGCAGUCCAUUGCUCACGGUGGACAGCGAACGGCCAAGACUGGCAGCAAAAUACCGCACACCUUCAUAUGGAUGCUGCUCCACCAGAUUCUUCAGUUCGUCGAGCGAUAUUGCAGUCGGUCGACCAGAGCGAGGCUCAUCUUCGAGCUUCUGGUUUCCGGCUUUGA